AUGUUACAACGAACCACUCGUUCCAUCCACUCCAAUAUUUUGUCGACACCCUUAACUAGAUGGAGAAGGGGGAGAGGCCGAAAUGUUUACCGCUCAACAGGAGCAAGCAAAGAGGCCGCCUAUUGCUUCCACAUUACUUGA
Nezara viridula (southern green stink bug) is the source of this 141-nucleotide messenger RNA. Lineage: Eukaryota; Metazoa; Arthropoda; Insecta; Hemiptera; Pentatomidae. The record is from the annotation of a GenBank genome assembly.